This is a messenger RNA of Tuber melanosporum (Perigord truffle), 4585 nucleotides long. RefSeq lists its product as uncharacterized. The transcript is spliced from 9 exons. Gene Ontology annotation, biological process: regulation of DNA-templated transcription. NCBI's taxonomy places the organism in Eukaryota, Fungi, Ascomycota, Pezizomycetes, Pezizales, Tuberaceae. The coding region runs from base 937 to 4329 and encodes 1130 amino acids. Gene Ontology annotation, molecular function: DNA-binding transcription factor activity, RNA polymerase II-specific; zinc ion binding. The record is from RefSeq and is a predicted model, not a curated record.
CACCUGGGUUCACAGAGUUCCAUCCUUACCCUCACAUUGGGUAUUCGGUGGCUUGGGUUACACUUUGGAAUAUCCUACAACGGGUGCAGAGUUGAGUGAAGCAUACUCGAGUACCGGGAAUUGCAUUGGUAACCGCCUGCCUCUAAGUUUCCACCACACAUUAGAGAAACCAACUUCACACCGGUGGCACGCAAGUUCCAACGAAGACCACCCACUGUUUUUUUUUUCGUUUCUCUCUCUUCGCUCAAGAAGUGUACAUGACGGUAUGGGAUUUUCUUCGAACGAUGCACUCCGGUAGAUCAGCGACGACCAUGUUGACGCGAAUCCAUUAAUUCACCGCCAAUUCUGAUAUAGUUGCGGAUUUUCCCGCUUCACGUUGCCUAUCCUCUUGUCCUUUUGGCCUGCGAGUCGACCGCCGAUUAAAAAAGAAAAAAACUUAAACAGAAGUAAUGCUUGACUGUACUUGCUCUGCCGGCAUUAUCUAAUACAUCUAUUACAACAAUAUUAUACUGGAGGGAAACUCAUUAUCCUAACUUUUCAGAUUUAAAUACCAACGAACAUAGUUUUGGUGUCUUCAUCUCUAUCCGGCUGACUGAAAGGGUUGGUCGCUGUUCUGCCUUUCCAAACGUGGAAGGGGAAUAAUAAUAAUAAUAAUACGGAUACACCGCCACUGGUUCUUCCCGCGGUCUCGGUCAACCCCCCACGGGUACGCUCCUUCGGAGUGUGGUCAGUUUCUCCUGGCUCGCUAGGUUCCCGUCUGGGAUACGGUAGCUCUAAUUGCGAAUGGUACUUGAGACCUGACAGGUCUCCCACCCCGCCUAGUAAGGCAGGUUUCACUCGCUUCGUCCGAGUUAUUAAUUGAACCUGCUCCGGGUUUCCUCUCCGGAUGACUUGUUAAAUAAAUAGUUCAGCAGGUUUCGAAUCGGUCAUUCUGUUAUGUCUGCAACCAACUCCGACUCGAAGAGACCCCGUCUGGAAUCUUGGGGAUCGUCGUCCUCGCCCCUUUCUCAUGAGAUACAUCACACCCACUCACAGCAUUUCCCUUCACAAAGUUCCUCCGCGUAUUCUACGACAUCGCCAACGGCUAGUUUUGCCGACUGGCAGAUGAAAACGCCCCCGCAACCGGUUCAGCAUACGUUGUCACAUUCGAGAUCGCAUUCAAUCCCCACACUUCCCUCAGGGACAGUAGCUGGCGGAAAGAAUGGUACAUUGCAGCAGCAGCAGCAUCCUGGGCAUCCACUCGCUAAUAAAUCAGCUGUAGCAGUCUCACCGCAGACGAGUCCUCCUGUACAUAGUUCCGGCCCCUCCCCCAACCACGGGUAUAAUAACGGCUUUCAAACUCAACAUCACCGCCAACUACAAGGUCAGCAAGUUUCCAUGGACGGUCCUGCACCAACACCUCCCCCUACCGGGUCUACACUGCACCUACGAAAUGCGACCGACCAGCAACAAGUUCAGCAACUUCGUUCCUUUUCUCUCUCUGGCAAUUCUUCCUCCUCCGGGCACCCUUCUCAUUAUCAGCCAGACACAUCCGGGUAUUACGGUCAACAAAUGCAGGGCCAACGCCAGCAGGAUUUGUCCCAUCCCGGGAAUUCAAGUGGUGCCUCUGCCAACGGUGAUAAUCGGCCCCCGGCCUUAUUUGAUAGCACGUCACCGGGGAGCUCAGCAACUCUACCUCCAGGCCCUAGCCCUAUAAUGACUAGCGGCUUCUCUACAACCCCUACACAGAUGAUGUCCCAUCAACAUAUGUCUACUUCGACAUCUGGCGUUACAAGCCCCGUUGUUACAACACCAACUGUUGGUGGUAUUCCGGGAACAAUGAUGGGAAAUCCGCAAAUGAAUGUGGUGACUACCUACCCUCCGCGUCGAAAGGCAAUUAGAGCUGCACAAGCGUGUGACGCCUGUAGAGCUAGAAAGGCUAAAUGCGACGAAGGAAGGCCGAGUUGUGGCUUCUGUAAGGAGUCACAGAUUGCUUGCGUCUAUCGAGAAGUACCACCACCGAAGCAAGAUAGGACAUUACUCCAGAUUUUGGAGCGGCUAGGGAGGGUGGAAGCUCUGUUAGAUUCGAUUAAUUCCGGCAGAGAAGUAACUACAGUUGCGGUUCCUACGGGUGGUAAUAGGGUUGUUGAUGGGGCUACCGCACCAAAGGAGGCCACGGCUGUUAAUGAGACAUCUCUACAAAGUUUACAGAGCACUUCGCCUUUUCAUCCCCCAACCCCUACAACUCAGCAGGCUUAUCCUCAAUCUACAUCGGGCGGUGCCUCUGUUCAGGAUCACCCACGUCCCGGCAACCCCACUGAGGUUCCGCUUGAGGAGGAUGAACAGCUCACUAUCCCAGUGCAGCAUACUACUGCUGCACAUAAGCUCAUGUGGUGGCCAAGUAUCCGGAAGAAUAUUGACGAGGAGUUUCUAGCAAACGAGGGUUAUGUAAUGAAGAAAGAGGAGAGGAGGGGCCCCUUACGUGUGUAUGGAAGAGGAGAGGGUUUCGAUUCUCCCGGGUCGAUGUUCGAGGAUAUGGAUGACCAUGAUACGGGAUUUGUCUGGGAUAGUGGGAUUGGGGCUGAUGAGGGCGUAGAGGGAUCACGGAGGGGCAGUGAGGAUUCACCGAUGGAAGAUGUAUUACCGGAAGCCGGAGAUUAUACAAACUCCCAGAGGAAGCCAUCCGGAUAUACAGGGAGUGGAUUGACAACCGGGGGCGGACUGAAGUUGGACCGUCAGACUGUCCUUACGCUCCUGAAUAGUUAUCUGGCGAAUAUUCAUAUUUUACACCCUGUUGUGGAUAAGGCCACAAUAACUAGUAUGGUGUUUUUGUUUUCUGAGCGCGUGGCGUCUGGGGAUGGGUCUAUGCUGUCCCUAGGACUCCAUAGGAGGAACUCUUCUUCCGCGAAGAGAAAGCGGAGUAUAUCCGGAAUCGGGCCAACUCACUCGAUGCCUUCCUCCCAGGGGAUGGGACCUUCUCCACAGCGGAUCCCCAGGACCCUACACUCGGCGUUAGUACUCUUGGUAAUGGCCCUUGGAGCAAUAUGUUCACAUAAAAGACCAAUCCCGGGACCAUUAUCCACGCUGCCCAAUUCCCCAGGUUUCCGGACUACUACGCCCCCGUUUAAGACCCCCGGUUCUUCUUAUCAUAGAGCGGGUUCGCCUUUUCACUCGUAUAGCCAACAGCAGCAGCACUCUGGGAGAUUACAGGGCAGACAAGGUCGAGAACUUAAGAAUAUUGACGUAAUUCCCGGACUAGCAUAUUUCGUGAAAGCGAUAGAUAUCAUGGGGGUUCUGUCAGGAGGUAACGAGUUGGAGAAUGUCCAGAUCUGCCUUCUGGCGGGAUUGUACUGGGGACAGCUGGGGAGAGUAUUGGAUAGUUGGAAGUGGAUCAAUUAUGCAUGCAUGGGGUGCCAGAUUUUGGUUAGGAUGAGGUUGGAGGGUGAGAGCAAUGAGUUGAGGAGGGAUUUGAUUCUUCGGGCUUUCUGGAGUUGUCUUCAGCUUGAGAGUGAUGUCCUUGCUGAACUUGACCUUCCGCCGAGUGGGAUAUCGCGACUGGAGGACUCAAUGCCUCUUCCGAGCUCUGUUACGGACAACAAAGUAAAACUCGACUCUCCCCGUUCCCUUGCGAUCGCCCGAGAGCUUGACUUCCAACUGGAGCAAUGGAAGCUUCACCUCCCUGAGGCCCUUCGUUGGGAAGAGUCCGACCCACCACCCGCAGAUAUCAAUGCCGCCCGCCUGCGCGCAAAGUAUUUCGGUGCACGUUACAUCAUCCACCGCCCAUUCGUCUACCAUGCUAUCCACGGCGGAAACGGCGUGUACAAUGCCCCCAAUAGCGGAGGCGUCUUUUCCACAUCCUCGCCCGCAAGGUCUGCCAGCGAGAUGUCGCAGAGUUCACCUAGCGCCACUACACCUGGGGGAUUCAAUCCAUUGGGGAAUACAGCUGGUAGUGGCGUUAGGAGGAUUAGUAUUGCCGGGGAGAGCGAGAGGGCGGAAUUGGCGCCUGUUUCGCUGGAGGCCAGUUGUCGGAAGUGUAUCGAUUCGGCGAUUUCUAGCACUACGGCGUUUCACGCCUUCUCGCCGGAUGUGAAUAGACCUGUCAUCACGAAUGUUUUCGGGACAGCACAUGCGCAAUUCGGAAACCUCCUAGUCCUCCAAGCAGCCUACCAGUCCCCAAACCUAAAGAGCAUGAUACCACAGCCUCUUCUUGCGGAAUUGUUCCAGAAAACAAUCCAUUGGCUGCAAACCCUCUCCCCGAUUUCGUCUGCGCUCAAACAUGACGCGCAGAUACUGGAGAAUGCGGCGGCGAAGUUGGAUUUUCAGAUUUCUACUUCUAUGGGGCGGGGUUGACGCGGGUUGGUGGGCAUAGGAUAGUAUAUUAUAUUGCAAAGUUUAUUAUAUGUGGUUGAAUUGUCAAGAUGGUGAUUUUUUGUUUGCUUGUUUAUCAUACCUUUUUUUUUCGGGCGUUUUCGGUUCGCUUUUUUAUUUUUCUGUUGCUUGGUAUUGUAGUGGCGUACGGAGGAGGAUGGGGGGAGGAGGGGGAAAAUCAAUUGAUAUUCCUUGUUUCGCUUUUUAGCCCAGUUAUUUAGAUCGGAUUUCGCUAGGA